Molecule: messenger RNA, 441 nt
Organism: Prunus avium (sweet cherry)
Lineage: Eukaryota; Viridiplantae; Streptophyta; Magnoliopsida; Rosales; Rosaceae
Source: RefSeq, a predicted model, not a curated record
AUGAAGGAAACUUUUCGGUUGCACCCUCCGGGUCCUUUAAUCCCGAGAGAGGCAAGGGAAAGAUGUGAAAUUGGUGGAUAUACAAUACCAGCCAAGGCCAAAAUCCUCAUCAAUGCCUAUGCAAUAGGGAGAGAUCCAAAACUUUGGGCUGAUCCUGAAUGCUUUCAACCAGAGCGCUUUCAAGGUUCUUCCAUUGACUUUAAAGGCAACAAUUUUGAAUUGCUUCCAUUUGGUGCAGGUAGGAGGAUUUGUCCAGGCAUCUCAUUUGCUACUUCAAACAUUGAGCUUGGACUUGCUCAACUAUUGUACCACUUUAACUGGAACCUUCCAAAUGGGACUAAACUAGAAGCCCUCGACAUGGCUGAGAAUUUUGGAAUAACGGCUAGAAGAAAGAACAAUUUGCAUUUGAUUGCCACUACUUAUAUUCAUUUCAACAAAUGA